AGAAGUAGCAGUCUGCAUUAAAAAGUCUUCAUAUUGCGAACAUAGAAACAACAUAUAUCUGACUUGAAAAUUUCAGUAAAAAUACAAAUUAGUGUAAAACAGUUGUAGGUAUACUUUGCAUAUGUUGUAUAAUUAUAAGGAAUCCUGCUGUAAUAGCUCAUUAUCUGCGCUCUCAAGAUCGUCUGAAGGCUGCAGGGUUGAUGGGACACCAGUCAGUCUAAGAACUAGCCAGAGUUCCAGAUGACCUACAUACAUCUCUAUGGUGCAAAUGUAUCACGUAAAUGUAUUAAAACCAGAAGGGGAAGCCAAAGCUUCUACAGUCAGCUUCUGAGGAACCUGCUGCAGCCUUGCAAGUACAACAGUGUUGUAGUGUGAAGAAUCCUUGCAAUGUCACAAUGUAUAAUGAAAACAUUUCAGACCGUCAAAUCAGCAUCUGUGAAAUUUUGCUUGUACAGGAACUCAAUUUCUUUGGUACUGUGGAAAAAACAUAUUUGUGACUCCUGUGAGUGGGAUAUUAAGUAUGUACAGACAGCGAAAGUCAGCACAGUGGUGCAGAGAAGUGCAGCUGCCUACAGAAAAAAUGCAAAUAAUUAUUGGAAAUCUGUGAAAUCUGCAAAAAGAAGCCUUCAUGGAAAUCAUCCACUGGCCAGUCAACUUGAUCCAUGGCCUGGUCCUAUGGAUGGAUAUAAAGAAGAUGCUCAAGCCCUGGGACAACAUCCAUUCACCUUCUCCAGACAGGUUGUAGCUAUCUGCGUGUAUCCAGAGCUCAUACACCACCCUGCACUACCAGAAGAUGCAAAAGAGCGAGCGAGGCGAAUUCUUCAGCACUGUAAUGGAGGAAGUGUUGGCUCAUACUCAGAUUCAAAAGGAAAUUCUUAUAUCAGAAGCAGUGUGGCUAAAUAUAUCGAACAAAGGGAUGGAGGAAUAUCAAGCAAUCCUGACAAGGUCUAUGUGAUGGGUGGUGCAACUGAAAUCAUCUCAAACGUGCUGAAAGUAUUUACUAGUGACAGAGGUACAGAUCAAGCUGGAGCUUUGGUGCCAGUGCCCCAUUAUCCUAUGUACUCGCAUGUAGCUGCCUUAAACAACAUGGUACGAGUGGACUAUUACCUGCAUGAAGAUAGCAGAUGGUCACUACAAGUAGAGGAACUACGGACAGCACUGUACAAAAGCAGAAAGUACUGUAAACCCAAGCUGCUUUGCAUUAUCAACCCUGGCAAUCCCACUGGUCAGAUUCUGAGUCCACAGUGCAUUGAAGAUGCCAUUAGAUUUGCAGAAGAGGAACACUUGGCUAUAUUGGCUGACGAGGUGUUCCAGAGUGCUGUGCACAAGCCAAACUGUGAAUUCUAUUCUGUUAAGAAGGUGUUACAUGGCAUGGGUCCAAAAUACUAUAAUAACAUCGAGUUAAUAUCUGUGAAUUCCAUCUCCAAGAGCUACAUGGCAGAGACCGGCAUGCGUGGAGGGUAUAUGGAACUGCUGAACAUUGACCCUAAUGCAGAGGAAUGCUGGUAUGAAAUGCUUUCUGCUCACUCUUGUGCUACGCUUGCAGCACAGAUUACACUGGAUGUUAUAAGUGAUCCCCCUCAGCCUGGAGACCUUUCCUAUGAUACCUUUGAACAGGAGAAGAUGACUGUGCUGAUGGCCAUGUCAGAGAAUGCAAAGUUAACUGAAGAAACAUUAAAUACCUUAACUGGGAUUCAAUGUCUACCAAUUGAGGCAACAAACUAUGCAUAUCCCAGAAUUGAACUCCCAGAAAAAGCUGUUACGUGUGCUAAGUCUCAGAGUAUAGAACCAGAUGUCUUCUACUGCAAGAAACUUAUGAGUGAAACUGGCAUUUCUCUCCUCAUGCCUGGCAGCUUGUUUGGACAAAAGGAAGGAACGUACCAUUACAGGAUGACAAUACCUCCUGGAAAAGAGAUGCUAAAAAUAAUGCUGACCAAAAUAAAGGAUUUCCACCAAAAGUUUCUGCAGGAUUACUCCUGAUACCAGUCAGUGAAACCAGAUGUAAUGGAAGGCAGAUGCAGCCUGGAAAAUCCUAUGAUAUUAUAUGAAGAGACUUUAUUUAAAGCCACACCAUACUUCCUAACGUUUGCAGGGAACCCUCCCUUAUUGGAAGUAAUCAGUGUAUAACAUGAUGACGUUGGAUGAAUGCAGCAUGGAGAAAUGUAAUGACUUAUUAAAUAAAAUCAGAUGGGAUUAUUUAUGUGCAUGGGCUGCUGUUUUGUAUCAAAGCAGGGAAAAUACAAAUACUGAACACGUCAGUAUUCACCAGAUUUCAUACAUAGUGUUACUGGCAUAUUAUCACUUUUGUUUUAUGUGAAUUAUGGUGUUUUUGUGUUCUUCUUUCAAAUAAAUCACUCAAUUUGCAAAGUACGGACAAUAAAUAAUAAUAGCUUAUGUACAAACUAUGGUCAUCAGUUUAUCUAAGUUCAAUUUUUUUUUUGAGACAAGGAGACACACAUAAUUUUCAAAUACACAUAGCAUAUGUACAGUAUAUUAAUCCUUUUAAUGCUGUUUUAUUUAAUGCUCAGAGCACUGCACAACUAGUAAGCAUUUCUGAAUGUAUUGAAAACCUACUGCUGCUAAAGAAAACUGGUUAGCAUAAUUAUUUUGUUUAAUUUAUCCAGAUGUGUUUUGGUUUCCUCCGUUGUUUAAUAAAACUGCUGAAAAUCUGAAGUAUUUGCCAUACCAAGCAGUGUCGAGCAUUGACAAGUUUUAAUGCUUCAUUGAUAAAGUGUUCAAAAUAAAUUUAAUUUUGUCAA
Messenger RNA from Protopterus annectens (West African lungfish), 2759 nucleotides. RefSeq names its product alanine aminotransferase 2-like. The record is from RefSeq and is a predicted model, not a curated record. The coding region runs from base 388 to 1980 and encodes 530 amino acids. Gene Ontology annotation, molecular function: L-alanine:2-oxoglutarate transaminase activity; pyridoxal phosphate binding. NCBI's taxonomy places the organism in Eukaryota, Metazoa, Chordata, Ceratodontiformes, Protopteridae. The transcript has 13 exons. Gene Ontology annotation, biological process: biosynthetic process.